UUUCAUUCUGACCCAGCUUUGCAAAAUUGGUAACAGCGUGAAGUAUCUCAGGAUCAUUCUUUUCUGUUCAAUCCGCCAACUGAUAGGAGUGCCAUGGUGGUAGUGUCAAUGACUAUGUCACCCUGACGGUCGUCUUUAUCCAUCAAAUUAUAACAUUUCAGUCUGAGCACACAGCUAGCUGUAGUGAUUCGCUUACGACACCCGUGUAGCAAACUUUGCCAAGCUUUCACCAUGUCUGAGCCCAUGGAUAUUCCUGAAGACUCAAAGCAAGAUGUUGCAGAAGAAAUGCUGGAUGACUCUGAGGGUAACAUGGCUGCGGAUGGCUCUGAAGGGACAGAAAGUGCUCCGAAUGUCACAGAUAAAAUACCUGUGCCAGAUCCUCCGAAAGUUGAACUAUCUCAGGACGAGAUGCGUCGACGGCGCCUUGAAACGCUUGCUAACAAAUCUGUUGUGCAAGGGACUGCGCCAAAGGUUGUCAAGUUGGACGACAGCGAAGCAAGCUUCAAGUCUGCAUCAUCGUCUAUAGGCUCGUCAUCACUGCCAGUAUCAAGUGUACAGGCCAUUCCCAAGAGGAAAAAUGUCGCUGCAUCUCCAACCCAAUCCUCGCCUUCAUUCCGUUCACAGCAGGAAACUACAGUCCAACUGUUGUCACGGCUAUUCAGAGUUGAUGUUGGUGUUGCAUCACCUUCAGUCACACCGGAUGAAGCAGUGGUCCAGCUACCACGUGUAGCAUCCUUGCUGGAGGAGAGCUCCAUGUUCAGCAAUUCAAACGACAUGCUCUCUAUGGUAUUAUCUGAGCGACUCAGUCUUGUUCCAGGGACAUCCAAUGCUCUGUCCCCCAGAGAUGUGGUUACUGGCGUGAAAAAGCCGAGUCAACCAGUCUCCCAGGGUCAAGGAGCUGUAAGCCAAUCACCACCCAAAAAGUUCGUCGUCUUAGGAUCAUCUCUACCAUCACAAUCAAACCUCUCUUCGUCAUUACCAUCGUAUUCGCAAGGCAGCGUGUUGACGCAUAGUCCACGUGGUGCAGGUUGUGGUGGCCGGGCUGAGCGACUAGGGUACCUCAUUGACAGUUAUGAAGCCAUUAACUUAGAGUUCAAGGCAAAGGCAUCCACUGGGCCAGUUCGAAGUACAUUGGAAGACUGGAGGUCUAUUGUAGUGCGGUACUCUGUGCUGGUAUUACGUGGCCAUCUGGAUGAUGACAGUACUCACGUGAACGGUUUGAUGGAUUCUGUUCUUGUGCCUCAUCUUCUGGAGCGGUAUGGCGAGACGGGCCUUCCUGGCGGCUUUCUCAUAGAUCUGAUGAUGCAGGCGUCCACUUCUCAGGAGUGCUUCAAGGAUAUCUUCACUCCUGUACUCUGGGGCCUGGCAAGGCAAAUUCUUUUUCAAAUGGAUGACAUCAAGGUGGCGGUGGCUGUUCUGGCUGAUCUUGUUGAAGCACGAAUUCCUGCUACGGGACCAAAACUCUUCUGCUCAUUGUUUGGUGCUAUCAUGGGCCAUGCUGAGCAGCCUGCGCAUGCUGUGGAGCUCUUCACCACGCUACUACUUGGUCCAUUCCUACGCUACUCUACAUUUGGCCGAGACAAUCUGCAAUUGCGAGGGCGUAUCCUGGCCGCAUCGUCAUCUGUAACUUCAUGCAUAGCGGUGGAGCGAGUUGAGCUGUUGACUGUUCAGGAUAACUGUCACCGUGUUGUCAAGGCAUUGCUGUUGCAGAGUGACUGUAGGUCAGCUGUCAUGAAGUUCUUCCACUAUCUGGUCGACUGCUUCAGCUCGAAAGAGCGGAUGUUCAAGAAUCGCGCUCUCACCACGAUCAAGGUCGCGGCUCCUCUGGAUGAAGAGCACGGCGCCCUAGUCAACGCCCUCUAUGUAAUGCAGGAGAUGUCACGCAAGAUAAAGCUGGACAAGGUUGAUGGCACCUAUCUAUACAACCGUCGUCAUGUGCUGGUAGCAGACAAAGCUCGCACCAAGAUGGACAGUGAACAAGCACGUGCUUACGUAUCCAGUCUUCCAGCAGGAAGUGACAAUCCACCAAGCUUCAACACGGAGUGUUUCUUUGUAACAGCAUUCCUUCAGCACCUCACUGUUCCCGCAGUACAGCACGAACUUGAAUCCCUUAAUCGACAGGAGCGCUAUCUCGAACACCUGAUCCGGCGAGCACAACAUGACAGUAAUCAACGGGAGCAUGAUGAAUUCAGCUCAAUCUUGACGGUGACGAAAAGUGAACAAUCCUCCGUCAGCAUCGUACAUGACGAUCCCAAAUUUGUCUCAAACAAUUUUGAGUUCUAUUCCUUGUUGGCUGAAUGGAUUGUCAGUCUAGUUUCGAAACAGUGUACAUUGCCACUCAGUUCUGAAGUACCACCUGUGUUUGCAGCUCUUCCUGAUUACUUUGUUCAGGACAUUCUUGAUUUCCUCACGUGUCUACUAAGCCGGCAUCCAAGUGAAAGACAGCAGCUCAGCUUUCCCAAGGAACAGUGGGACAAGCUUGUUGCGUUCUUGCUCAUCUUCUGCUGCUCUCCUGCGUACUUUUCCAACCCGAACAUCAUGGAGCGCUUCUUCCAGAUCGUUUAUAUUGCAUUUACUGGCCAUAGGCAUGUGAACACGUUGCAGGACAACUUGGCCCUGCAUCCACUGUCUGCUCCCAACCUCGUUCCCAGUGUUGUUCGCUUCUACAACGAUGUUGGUCUGCUGGAUGAUCCUGGAACACAGUUUACCUCCAGAUUCCGCAUGUCACUGGUCCUGGUCAAGCUGGAAUCCUAUCCUCAACAUAUGGAGGCGAUGCGUGACUUGGCUAAGCAAACUAGUAUUGACUCGCCAUUUGUGCGCUUCAUGAACGCCAUGAUCAAUGACACAACACACGUUCUUGAUGAAUCACUGACACUGCUUCAAUCUAUUCAUGAAAUCGAAGUGGAGAAAGCCAAUGCUGUCACAUGGACGAAGCUCGGACAGGAUGGUCAGCGUCGAAAAUUGCAGAAGCUAUCUCAGUAUGAAGAGCGAUGUCGUCUUUUCUUUAACCUCACUAAGGGAACACUAGAUCUUCUCCACUACCUCAGCAGAAUUGUUCCAUCGGCAUUCAUGAGAGCUGAGCUGACUGCACCACUUGCUUCAAUGAUGAACUUCACGCUUCAGCAGCUGUGUGGAUCGAACAGUGGGAAACUAUCAGUCACCAAUCCGGAGAAGUACUAUUUUUUCCCGGACCAAAUGCUCUCUCUGCUCACUGAUGUCUAUUUGCACCUGGAGAGCAAAGAAUUCAUGGAGGCCGUUGCCAAGGACGAUCGUUCUUAUGACCCUCUACUGUUUGGAGUCUGUGCUAGAAAUCUUUUUUCAAGAGGUACAAAGACAGAGGAGCAAGUGCAGAAGUUCAGUACAUUUGGCGACCGCGUUCAUGAGCUGUACAUUCGCAAUGUCAACAUGGAGCAGUUAACAGCUGAUGCUCCAUCUGAUUUCAGAGAUCCUAUUAUGGAUACACUGAUGGAGGACCCUGUCAUCUUACCGAGUGGCCUAAGAGUGGACCGUGGUGUCAUAUCGCGUCAUUUACUCAAUGAGUCAACUGACCCGUUCAAUCGUCAACCACUGACUCUGGAUAAGCUUGUGCCUGACGUUGAUCUGAAGAGGCGAAUUGACGCCUGGGUUACAGAGAAGUUGGCCACUAAGAAGGAAUAAACACAACGUUGGUACUACUGUAGUCUUGGCAUGUUGCCUAAUCUACCUUUGUCUGUCUCUGUCAAGUGUCUGGACAGUUCAGCGCUACUGCUAGUGAUCUUUUGCUCUAUCCUGGUGCAGUAGAAUAGCUGUUUGAACCCUGCUCUUCCUGCCAAUGAUGACGGUGGUAUCAACAAUGUAUGUCACUGUGGGCUGGCCUGUCAUGACUGCUGGAAUAUUCCCCUCCCCCCCCCCCCCCUCUCUCUCCUGUAUAUUAUUGAAUAUCUACACCCCCCCCCCACCCUGUAUUAUAGCUGUGUGUUCCAUUGUUGUAUUUAUUUUUUUGUCUGCAAUUCAUCUCUGUACAUUUUAUGUUUUAUAUGUUCUAUUCUCUAGGUUGUCUUGUGGCUCUUGCCUGUGUCUUGCUCUUCCUCCUAGCAUGGGGGAUAGCAUGCCAAUCCUACCUGCUAGUACUUGUUUAUUUUAUACAGAACCUAACCCUUACAGCAUGUGUGUCAGAGUGACCCACACACUUGCACACGCGGAGUAACACACACACACACACACACACACACACACACACACACACACACACACACACACACACACACACGGAGUAACACACACACACACACACACACACACACACACACACACACACACACACACACACACGGACGGACACACACACACACACACACACACACACGUGCUCACAGAGACCACGUAUACUGUGUAAAUGCCCUUCUUGCGGCUUGACGUUUCCAUAUUUGCCUGCUACAUUCAUAGCUUCCCUUUAUUCACACAACCAAAAAACGUAGAUGCUCACAUGUUUUUUUUACUCAGAAAGAACUCAUCUGAACGUAUUGUCGACAUGUCAGGUCUCGAUUCAACUACUUGCUGGACUAAAAAACGCUGUACAUAUAUGUAGCUAUAGGGUAUCACACAAGCCCUUCCCCUCUCUCUCACCUCAUGUACAUGUACAUACUCUACCGUGCAUUAUUGUAAUUGUGCUGAUCUGUGUGUUGUUUUUUUGCCCGGAGCAUCGCUGAAGAGUGCGCGCACCCACUGUUUACACAAUCAUGUACUUAUCUCCCAUGUCAAGACUGACUACAUACAGUCCAUGGUUGAUAUCCACAAGAAUUAAUUUGCAUUCUUUCAAUCUUUGGUUAAAAUUAAAAGAAGUUCACGGUUCGCGUGAGACUCGGCUGGAAGCCCAGUUUCCAGUAAAAAAAUAAAAAUAAAAUUAAGCCACGUGUA
Molecule: messenger RNA, 4896 nt
Organism: Sycon ciliatum
Lineage: Eukaryota; Metazoa; Porifera; Calcarea; Leucosolenida; Sycettidae
Product: ubiquitin conjugation factor E4 B-like
Exons: 29
Coding region: 232-3657 (1141 amino acids)
Biological process (GO): protein polyubiquitination
Cellular component (GO): nucleus; ubiquitin ligase complex; cytoplasm
Molecular function (GO): ubiquitin-ubiquitin ligase activity
Source: RefSeq, a predicted model, not a curated record